UUGUUAGUUUUUUCUUCUUCAGACAACUUGCUCAAUUUUGUAACUAAUGUCAUAUUUUUGUAUGUCUGCAAAAAAAAAAAAAAAAUGUUUGUUUCAAGACUUGGUAUUGGUAACUCUUGUUCAUCCAGAUCUCUCUCUCUCUCUCUCUCUCUCUCUCUCUUUCUCUCUCUCUCUGCGUGUGUCUGGUGGGCUGUGAUUGCACAAUAUAAAUUUACAGAAAUCACAGACCUGCUUGUUCAUCAGGUUCCAGGCUAUUUGAAUGACAAAAACCAUCAUCAGCUUAUAAAGUAUAAAAGCCGGUGGUCAGACAGAUAGUAGCUGGACAGAAUCCCACGGAGACUAACAAACAUGGGCAAGAUCAUCUUCUACGAGGACAGGAACUUUCAGGGUCGCUCCUAUGAGUGCAGCAGCGACUGCUCCGACAUGUCUACCUACCUCAGUCGCUGCAACUCCUGCAGGGUGGAGAGCGGCUGCUUUGUGGUCUAUGACCGUCCCAACUUCAUGGGCAACCAGUUCUUCAUGAGAAGGGGCGAGUAUGCCGAUUACAUGCGAAUGGGAAUGAGCGACGGCAUCAGGUCCUGUCGCAUGGUUCCUCAGUAUAGAGGCCCCUACAGAAUGAGGAUCUAUGAGAGGGAGAACUUUGGAGGCCAGAUGUAUGAGCUGACUGAUGACUGCGACUCCUUCGUGGAUCGCUACCGUAUGUCCGACUGCCAGUCCUGUCAUGUGAUGGAGGGUCACUGGCUCAUGUACGAGCAGCCUCACUACAGAGGCAGGAUGAUAUACUUCAGGCCUGGAGAGUACAGGAGCUUCAGGGAUUUGGGAUACAGCAACACCAGAUUCAGUGCUGUUAGAAGAAUUAUGGACUUGUGUUAA
Messenger RNA from Paramisgurnus dabryanus, 873 nucleotides. It is a transcript of the gene crygm3, whose product is annotated as crystallin, gamma M3. Gene Ontology annotation, molecular function: structural constituent of eye lens. Gene Ontology annotation, biological process: visual perception; lens development in camera-type eye. The record is from RefSeq and is a predicted model, not a curated record. Lineage: Eukaryota; Metazoa; Chordata; Actinopteri; Cypriniformes; Cobitidae.